AUGGCUACCAAGACUUCGUUCGGCACCCUAGCCCUGUACAAUCUCUUCUCGGCCCUCAGCUGGGCGUACGUCCUGGCCAACGUGGCCCUCGUGUACCCGCGCAUCGGCCAACCCAGAUUCUACGCCGCGACAAGGGGUCUCGUGACCGUCGUCCAGUGUGGCAUGCUGAUUGAGGUCUUCAACGCCGCUACGGGGAUCGUCAAGACACCCGUCUCCACCACUGUGGCGCAGGUGUUGUCGCGCGUGUUGGUCGUGGUCUGCAUCUUCCGCUACAUCCCCGAGGCACCAAACGCUUCAGACUGGCCCUACAUCACCCUCCUGCUCGCAUGGUCCAUCACGGAGAUCGUCCGCUACUCGUACUACUUCUGUAACCUGGUGCGCAGCGCAGGCACCCCCAAGUGGCUGACGAUCCUGAGAUACAACCUGUUCUGGGUUCUGUACCCGCUGGGCGUUAUGAGCGAGCUGCUCAUCAUCUAUUCCGCGCUGCCCCACGCGGAGGCCAGAUACGGCGCCUGGGCGAGGCUCGCGCUCGUUGCCGCGAUGCUGGUGUACAUCCCCGGGUUCCCAAUGCUGUACCUCCACGUCAUCGCCCAGAGAAGAAAGGUCAUGAAGGCGUUGAGAAGCACCGCCGCGGGCGCCAAGAAGACCACCUAG
This is a messenger RNA of Eremothecium gossypii ATCC 10895, 654 nucleotides long. It is a transcript of the gene PHS1, whose product is annotated as enoyl-CoA hydratase PHS1. Lineage: Eukaryota; Fungi; Ascomycota; Saccharomycetes; Saccharomycetales; Saccharomycetaceae. The record is from RefSeq and is marked provisional. Bases 1 to 654 code for a protein of 217 amino acids. Gene Ontology annotation, biological process: very long-chain fatty acid biosynthetic process; fatty acid elongation; sphingolipid biosynthetic process. The transcript has a single exon. Gene Ontology annotation, cellular component: endoplasmic reticulum membrane. Gene Ontology annotation, molecular function: 3-hydroxyacyl-CoA dehydratase activity.